Penicillium salamii is the source of this 555-nucleotide messenger RNA. The record is from the annotation of a GenBank genome assembly. NCBI's taxonomy places the organism in Eukaryota, Fungi, Ascomycota, Eurotiomycetes, Eurotiales, Aspergillaceae.
AUGGGAGGACAAGUAUCCAAAAUGAUGGGGAAGAUCUUCGGAACGAAGGAGAUGCGAAUUCUUAUGCUGGGUUUAGACGCUGCUGGAAAGACGACUAUUCUCUACAAAUUGAAACUCAGCAACCAAGACGUGACCACCAUUCCUACUGUCGGAUUCAACGUCGAGAGUGUGACCUAUAAGAACGUCAAAUUCAACGUCUGGGAUGUCGGUGGUCAGGACAAGAUCCGACCCCUCUGGAGACACUACUACUCCGGCACACAAGGAUUGAUUUUCGUGGUUGACUCCAGCGAUACGGCGCGUGUGGAAGAAGCUCGCUCGGAGCUGCACAAGAUCAUCAACGACCGUGAAAUGAAGGACGCCCUCCUGUUGGUCUUUGCCAACAAGCAAGAUAUUCCCGGGCACUUGAGCCCAGAAGAAGUCACCCAGCAACUUCAGCUGACUAAACUCAAGGACAAGCUGUGGUAUGUGGCACCCAGUGUCGCAACCGAUGGUACUGGUAUCUUUGAGGGUCUGGCCUGGCUCUCAAACAAUGUCAAGACCCAGCCGCAGAAAUAA